This is a messenger RNA of Sphaeroforma arctica JP610, 468 nucleotides long. RefSeq lists its product as hypothetical. Lineage: Eukaryota; Ichthyosporea; Ichthyophonida. The record is from RefSeq and is a predicted model, not a curated record. Bases 1 to 468 code for a protein of 155 amino acids. The transcript is spliced from 2 exons.
AUGGAUGGUCGGGCGCGCCUGUACGGCAAUAACCGUACAUCACGAGACGCACAACCGGCACACAGACCGACCGCAGCUCCAACCUCAAGACAGGGGCAGAACAACACCCCGAGUAGCAAUUUGGUAACUAUGCGACCGAUUCCUCAAGUACAGGUGAAUGCGAUUACACGGGACGACGCCUUUGUACCACCAUCAGAGGCUACAGAGUAUGGAACCAAGAUCAUCGACGGGUCUCUUGAGUUGAUGAAUUUACCUGCAGGUAUAGACAUCAUAGUGGGGCGAGAUAUGUUGAAAGGCUUGGGUUUAUACAUAGGCGGUAUUCAAUCGCCACUCGCACCGAUAGACCCCACAGAACUGGAUGAGCUCCUCGAACCCAUCCCACGCCGACAGGCACCGGAACACGACGGAACCCGCCGAUGCACGCCAACAGCUGGCACAAAAUUUAGAGGCGAACGCGAUGAUUGCUGA